GACGCGGCCACUGGGGUCUGCGGUUGGCCCCGCCCCCUCCGUGACGCACCGCGGGGAGAGAAAGCUGCGGGCGCUGCCUGUCGGGAUGGGGGCGGGGCUGCGGAUCACGUGACUUUCUCUACCUCCCCAAGCGGGGGGUACCGCGGACGGGAGGGAGGGGCCAGGCGGGAGGGUGACAGUGACGUGACAUGGGUGGUGGAGCUCAUCCUCCGUGCCCUCGCCAUGAAGCACUGGCGGGGGAAGGGGGGAGCGAAGAGCUGGUCCCCUCCAAGGUUACCCCCUUGGAACGUGCUGCCGGUGACCUCAGAGCGAGGCAAGGCCGAGAGCUCCGCCCUUAAAGGGACCGCGCAGGGAGAUUGAGCCCCGUUGGGGUGUCUUGCCAAGGAUCUUUCUCCGGGGAGUUUCAGGGACUUUAAAAGCUGAGGCAGGCCACUUCUCUGGCCCAAUCCCAAGACUUGUUUGGCGUGAGCAUGGUUGUUCCUUUAUUAAGCCUUCAUAUUAAGUCUUUAGGGGCAAGUCCAACUAUUGCUGGCAUAAUAGGAUCUCUUUAUGGUUUCCUGCAGCUUGUUUCCAGCACAUUUGUGGGCUGCUGGAGUGAUGUUGUAGGAAGAAAACAGUCCCUGCUUGCCUGCAUUCUCUUCAGUGCACUGGGUUAUUUGCUGCUGGGCAUGUCCACUAAUGUGUUUUUAUUUGCUAUUGCUAGAGUUCCUGUAGGUAUUUUCAAACACACACUCUCCAUUUCUAAAGCUCUUCUUUCCGACUUGGUGUCUGAGAGAGAGCGCCCACUGAUUAUAGGGCAUUUCAAUGCAGCCUCCAGUAUUGGCUUCAUUCUGGGUCCUGUGGUUGGUGGCUACCUUACAGAGCGAGAGGGUGGCUUCUACCUGACAUCCUUCAUCUGCUCUUCCAUCUUCAUUCUGAAUGCUGGUCUUGUCUGGAUGUUACCAUGGGAUGAAGAAAACACAGUGAGCAGCAAACAUGAGCAAACCACCUGCAACAGAAAGAUGACUGAGAAUAUCUUGGGAAAGGUGAACCAGGACUCACAGAUUAAAGCAGUAGCUAAUGGAACAAAGAAAUGUGAUGUUCCUCUCUGGUCUCCCUGGAUUCAAGUUGUGCCAGUACUGAAAAGGAUUAAAAGCAUCGCAUGUUCUGAUAUGUGGGAUAUAUUUUUAGUACGGCUACUAAUGUCUGUUGCCGUAAUGCUGUACUACAGCAAUUUUGUUUUGGCAAUUGAAGAGAGAUUUGGAGUGAAACCUAAGCUGACUGGGUACCUGAUAAGUUAUGGCAGUACCCUUGGAGCACUUGCUGGCUUCCUAGUUGGAACAAUAACGAGGCUAUAUCAGCAUAACACUUACACAAUUUUAUUACAUUCCAGUGUUCUCACAUGCACAUUGAUACUGCUGUAUUCUUCAGCACUCAGUAUAUGGACAGUGAUUUUGUCUUCUACGUUUUUAGCCUUUUCAACUACUGUAGGACGCACUUGUAUCACUGACUUGGAACUGACCCUGGGUGGAAAUCAUGCCAGUGGUACACUCCUAGGAAUUGGUCAGUCUGUGACAUCUGUGGGGCGUAUAAUUGUUCCUCUUCUCUCCGGAAUUGCACAAGAGUUCAGUCCCUGUGGCCCUCCAACUGUUGGCGUGGGGCUGGGACUGAUGGCUGUUCUAAUCAUGGUAAUGAACAAAUCACAAUACAGUAGUGCUAGAAACAUUAAACUUAACAGUGAGUAACAUCUUAUUUUGGACAGGGUUAUUAUCUUAAAUGAAACAGAGCAAUUCAAAGAAUUGGGGAUAAAUUGUGGGAAAGAACAAUAAGCACAAAAGAAGUUUAUUGUAAGCACAAUAAGUUCACAGGAUGUUAUAAGAAGAAACAACAACUUCAAGGGCAGUGAGGCCUGAUGCGGCCUUCAGAUUCACAUGGACUCUUCUAAUGGAGUAUCACAAGUCAAGACAAAUGCUCAUAAGUGUAAUUUAGAGACACCAACAAGAGGCGCAGGAAUGGAACAGAAAAUUUAAAAAAUAAGAGUUCUCGAGUGUCAAUGGCAUGUUGAAAAAUCAAUACUUUCAUCAGUGCUUCGCCUAGAAAUGUACCCACCCUGAACUUUCUUGAUAUCCCAUACUUGUUUCUUUUUGCCCCAGUGUUUCUGGGUAAUAGAACCAUGUAUGUUCUGGCACUUUUAUGUAUUAGCAGGCCUAAAAGAAGCAUGUAUUUUAAGAGAAGAUGUCACCAUCCAGAGCAGAGGUGAUUCAGUUGAAUGUAAACUAUCUUGAAACUUGCACUAGUGGUUUUUGCACUAAUUACCACCUCCAUUUGCUUACCUUCUGCCAUAAAUGUUUUAAAAUUUCCCCAAAAUUCCCGGUGCAGUUUCCUUCCAUCUCUGCUCUAAGUGUAACUUUUCCGUCUCAGUUCUUCAGUUGGCUUUUUAAAAUGUUCUGGAGAAAUAUUUUUAACUGUUUGAUGUUGAAUUAAUUCAUUGUCUUUUACCUCUACCAAUAUAGGUACAAAUGCCAUUUUAGAUAACAAUUGAAAGUAUAUGCAGUUGGUGCUGGUCUAGUCUUCAUUUGUCUGCAAUGGUUUAGGAAGCCAAAGCUAACAGAUUCUUGCAAGCAAAGGUGCAUCAAGAGAGUUGGGGACACAAUUCAGAGUACUGCUCUGUAUUGUACCUGGUUCAGGCCAGUAAUCACUAGUAGUCAUUUGUUUUCAUGAGCUUUAAAUUUGUUCCACAUUUAAAAAAAAAAAUAUCUUGCACUUUUAAUGUCUUUUACCUGAAAAUCUCAUGCACUUUCCAUGUAAUUAUUUGGUAUAUCAUACAAAACCAGCUGUGUGAAUUUUAUAUAAAAACAUUGUGUGCAUAUGCAUUUUCAAAAAUUAUAAACAAAGCGUCACUUCAUAACUGUCACAGAUGGUGUUUUGUAGGGUUUUUUAAUCAUCUUUUUUUCCCCUCAGUAAUGUGUCUUCUCUUCCAGAAUGCGUACUCCCAUUUGAAGUCAGUGGUAAAAUCCCACUGAUUUCAGUAGGAGCACCAUGGAAAAAUGCCUGCAGAUCUUAUAAUUAUUUUAAGUGCUUUUGAGUUUAGCAAACAUACAGGGCUGGCAUCUUCUAUGUUUGCAGGAGGUAACCUUGAUUUCUCUCUAAGAGUUCAAGUUCAUAUAGAAAAUAGAGUUGCUUAUAUUUUAAUAUAUUCUCACUUUUGCUCCUCCCUUUAUGGAUUGGAAGAAUUGUUACCUAGGUAAAAUUUUCAGAUGUGCCCAAGUUCCAACCUCAAAAGUAAAAGGGCUCCUAAGUUAACUUACUUUUAGGAGCCUAAAGUCACUAACCUACAGCUACCACUUUACCAAGCACCUCAAAAUAUUCUGUCACCCUAUCCACUUUUAUACUGCAUUUCUAUAUUAUGAAAUGGAUUUUUGCUGCUAUCUCUUGGAACUUAAAAACCUUUGAUAAAAAUGUUGCCUAGUGAUCUGAUAACUAAUAAAUAGACAAAGACUUUCUUUUUUAAGUUCCAGUAACAAUAAUAACCCAAGGCAUUAGACCAAAGAAACAAUGAAGAUUGUCUUGCAUUAAUCUGGGUAAGUGUGCAAAUACCACUUUUAUGGGUGACAGAACUGAAAGUGUAAAUACUUUUAUGCGUACAAAAAUGGACGUGUGUUGUACUCUUUACAACCAGCAGAUAUUUUUGCAUAACUCUAUUUUGUUUUGGAAGAGAUAUUGCAGUUUUCUUGUCUAAAUGUGCACAGAAGACUAAUACGUGGACUGGAACGUGGUCUCAGGGAUGAUGAUACUUCUGGACAAAGAAGUGUUUGGAGUUGAUAAUCAAAUAAUUUCUGAAGGAUUUUUUUAAAGGAUUUCUUUCUUCACGGUCACAAAAGAAUGAUACUAAAAUUGUUAUUAAAAACAGUAAUAAAAUUAAAUGAU
Alligator sinensis (Chinese alligator) is the source of this 3906-nucleotide messenger RNA. RefSeq names its product major facilitator superfamily domain containing 9 (gene SLC67A2). The record is from RefSeq and is a predicted model, not a curated record. Gene Ontology annotation, biological process: transmembrane transport. NCBI's taxonomy places the organism in Eukaryota, Metazoa, Chordata, Crocodylia, Alligatoridae. Gene Ontology annotation, molecular function: transmembrane transporter activity. The coding region runs from base 471 to 1724 and encodes 417 amino acids. The transcript has 6 exons. Gene Ontology annotation, cellular component: membrane.